AAAAGGUAGAGAAACAAACUCAGAAAAGGUGAAAGGUUGUGGGAAUGUGUCAAUUUGCUGGUCGCCGGUUGGCAAAGUGGUAUCUUGUCUCUUACUUUCAACUUUGACAGAAGCCCGGUAUAUUACACCCGAGGUCGGUGUAGCUAGAUCGAUAUCUUAAUUUAAUAAGCGGACAUGGCCAAGAAACGAAGAGAAAGACGAGAGGCCGAUAGUGUUUCGUCAGUAACGUUACACGAGGAACCGAAGACAACAUUUAACGAGGCACAAACCCUCAAAGAGACUCAAUACACUGGAGGGGGCUCAGCUCGCAUGUCUCUCCUCAUCCUGCUGUCUGUCUUCACCUGCGCUGCUUCUGUCAUGUACCUAGUGUACAGGAAUUUCCCAGAGCUCAACGAUGAUGAGAUGGCUACUAUUAAAAUCCCCAAAGAUAUGGAUGAUGCCAAAGCCUUGGGCACUGUACUUUCCAAAUAUAAGGACACCUACUACACCCAAGUGUUAGUAGCCUACUUUACCACCUAUAUCUUCCUCCAGACAUUUGCGAUCCCUGGAUCCAUCUUCCUCAGUAUCCUGUCUGGUUAUCUCUACCCCUUCCCCCUGGCUCUUUUCCUCGUCUGCCUGUGCUCUGGCCUGGGGGCUUCCUUCUGCUACAUGCUGUCUUAUCUAGUGGGGCGACCAGUGGUCUACAGAUACCUGACAGAGAGAGUCCAGAAAUGGUCCCAGCAGGUUGACAAGCACAGAGAUCAUCUCAUCAAUUACAUCAUAUUUCUGAGGAUCACUCCCUUUCUGCCCAACUGGUUCAUCAACAUCACCUCACCCAUCAUCAAUGUGCCUUUGGGGUUCUUCUUCCUUGGUACUUUCUUUGGAGUGGCCCCACCGUCCUUCGUGGCGAUCAACGCUGGUACAACACUGUACAAACUGACGACAGCUGGAGAGGCAGUGUCCUGGAACUCUCUGAUUGUGCUAGGUGUCCUGGCCAUACUCUCUAUCCUGCCUGUCUGCUUCCAGAAGAAACUGCAGCAGAAGAUGGAGUAGGCCCGAGACAACUCAUCUGCCUGCCUGAUCCCCCAGCCCAUCCCUUGGCUCAGGAAUGGUACACCCCGCUGUCACUCACAUAGUCCUGCCUGUUGCUGUCCCACACACCUGCUGAGGUUGCUGUGGAAACAUUGCUGUUGGCCCAACCCUGACUCCUGUGUCCAAAACAUGUGGUGGUGGCCACCUCAACUUUGUGCUCUACAAAGGACUAACUGGCCUCUGCUCAUCCUCGGGUUUGUUCUCCCAUUUUUGUUAAAUGUUGCUUGCCUGUAAAACGAUUUAAGGAAGGAUACAGAAAACAUCAGGCAUCUGUCUUUAAUAUUGUUUUAAUCACAAUUGUUCUCACAAGUUCAAGCUACACUUCCCUCCUUUGUAUUUCUUGAACCAUGUUUUGAAUUGAUUUAAUCUCUUAACCUGUGUGAUAUGGGUGACGUCAAAGCAAUACUGAUCAGAAUCGCAGUUUAGUGUUUUUGAUUUUCACAAAAUGUUAGGACUAUUGUUAUGACUGUUUUAUACACUGGUUAGAAUGUGAGUAUAUUAAAUCAUUUAGAAUGUUCUAUCAUUUGAAGAUAUUGUUAACACACCACCCUAAAAUGAUCUGUGUGCCAUCAAUGUUGACAUGAAAAAUAUGCAUAUGAACACAUAGUAUGAUACAUAUGAAACUCUUGAUGCUUUUGUUGAGCCUAUCAGUAAACAUAUGAAACGGCAUAUCAAGUAUUGAAAACUAGUGUUUUGUAUAAUAUUAUUUUAUAUUUGUUCUACUAAUGGUGCUGAGACUCCCUCUCUGCCUGUGUGCUCUCCCUUGUGUGUCACCAGUCCAAAUUUUCUGCCAGUUGAGAAAUGCAGUAGUGGAUGACCCAGCAGUGCCCUUUGCAAAGCUACCAAUUCGAUUUUUGGUUGUUCAUGCUUUUCCCAGGUGUUAGUGAUUUCACACUGCUACUUCAUGUACAGUGCCUUCAGAAAGUAGUCACACCCCUUGACUUUUUCAUAAUUUUGUUGUUACAAAGUGGGAUUAAAAUUGAUUUAAUUGUAA
Messenger RNA from Oncorhynchus gorbuscha (pink salmon), 2065 nucleotides. Its product is annotated as transmembrane protein 41B. The transcript has 7 exons. Gene Ontology annotation, cellular component: endoplasmic reticulum membrane. Bases 175 to 1032 code for a protein of 285 amino acids. The record is from RefSeq and is a predicted model, not a curated record. Lineage: Eukaryota; Metazoa; Chordata; Actinopteri; Salmoniformes; Salmonidae.